Molecule: messenger RNA, 9028 nt
Organism: Monomorium pharaonis (pharaoh ant)
Lineage: Eukaryota; Metazoa; Arthropoda; Insecta; Hymenoptera; Formicidae
Product: WD repeat-containing protein 47
Exons: 11
Coding region: 3658-6567 (969 amino acids)
Molecular function (GO): protein binding
Source: RefSeq, a predicted model, not a curated record
AUAACUGUGAUAAUUAGAGAGUAUCCACUAAUUUUUAGUGAUUUUUACUUCAGAAUUAGUGUACAAUCACUGAAAACUCAGUGUGUUUAUUUCACUGAUUGACAAGUUAUAAGUAUACCACUGAAAUCAGUGUAUACUAUUUUCACUGAUUUCAGUGAUUAUUCAUUGAUUGCAAUUUAAAGAGUAGUCUCUAUUAUCUCAAAGAGAUACAGCGAUGAAAGGUAUUUGAUAUCAUUUUGCAUAACGUUAUCUAAUUAUCAUAAAUAUAGCUCGUGUGUAUCAAUUUUUCUGUGGCGUUAGUUAAUGGUGGAGAAAUGAGGAAACAUAUGGAUUACUCAACCAGUCGACUCACUUCGACCUCUAUAAUAAAUUCAAGAAGACUUGCAAUGAUGAUUCACUGACAAACAGGUCUACGGUUGUAUUUAUCAUGCCGCUUCGCUAACAUUUGUGUUGAUCGCAGAUUCGUAUCGUGUCAUCGUCGCAAAACGUUAUAAAUUACGUCAGACAUAAAUAAUAUCUGAAUCAUCUUUCAAGAGAAACGGACUUAAUUUUAUGCGAGUGUCAAUAGGAUUCUUGAGAUGACUUGCUUCUUCAAGAGUUUCAAGACAGAUUGUAAUGAGUUGGUGGUAAUCAAGUUACACGAGUUGCGACAUUGAUAAAUGAGUUUUUAAAUGGCUGCAAGAACUUUGGUAAAUGUCAUGAAUCGAUUCGCGCUAAAAUAACCCGUAUCUUAUAGAAUACCUUGAACUUGUUCCGUCUAAAUCUUUUUACAUAUAAAGCACUCUUUCCUUCGGUUAAAAUUAACCAGCGUUUAAUACACGAAUUAAAUACAUUUCUAAUUAGAAUCGAAAUAUUAUUUAAUUAAGGUCAAAUCUUCAUUUUUUUAAACCUUUGUUAUACACAUUUAGGAAAAAGGAUUAUUUUAGAUUAACUUCUCUCUCUCUUUCUAAAUAUUUUGAACAUACGCACACACAUGGUUGUUUGGAAUUACAUAUUAUACUUUUUUAUUUAAAAUAAGAAGCACACGAAUUUCACGCUACUCGCAAAUUUUUAUUAAAUAGAAUAUUGAUAUUUGUUUGUAAUAAAUUAGUGUGGGUGUUAGACGCAAGAGUUAUUCAUACAUUUUUCAUCAUCUUACAUCGGGAAUUACGACAGUUGAGACACUGCUAAGAAACCUUAGUAUUUUGCGCUUUCGCAAUGUGCGGUGAGAAGGAUAGCACGACAAAACUGAAAAUUGGUAUUUUAACCAAGAGUCACACUGAAUUACGUGAAGUUAAUCGCAUUCUUCACGGUCGCUCUUCCGUCCAAGGACCGUCAGUGGUACAAUUUCGCACACAAGCACAUAAAAUGCACGGCUUUAAUUUAUUGUACGCGUACACGCGAGCACGGUUUAAUGUCGGGACGGCGAGGAAGAUGAAGAAAAGAAUCGUCCGACUCGAAGUGGGCGCACGCUCAAUUAAGGCGCGACCACACGUGGGGAACAGCCUUGCCGCGUGAGCCCCUCCAGGCCAACGGCGACGGAAAGGGGGAUUAGUGCACGCUCAAUUAAGGGGAGCACGUAGCCCGGAACGGACAUUGCUCCAGAACACGUCGCGCUGCACCGACUUCGUCAAGUCCACUCUUACAUACUUCGCUUAAUAGUCUUCAAAGGCAAAAGCUGCGUUUAGGAACGUUUAAUUCGGCACUUAACGUCGACGGCAAUUUACUUUUUGCGCAAUCGAUGUCGCGUUAUUGUGAAAAUAUUGCAAUUUGAUAUUCAUCUUUUAAGAUCAGUCCUUAAUUUUGACGGAAAAGAUUAUCUCGAAACAACAUCCGUAAGUGUAAAUUUAUAUGUACAGUUGAAGAUUACUUGUCUAUCCUUACGAGACUAGAAAGAAAUUUUUUGAAUUUUUUACAAUUCUUUAUAUUUACAUUAUAUAAUUAAAAUAUAGAAGAGUAUAAAAUUAUAGAUAAAAUUGUACGCGUGCGACAAAAACGUUAUAAAUUAUGUAAUAGAAUAUUACUUAUUAUAUUAGAUUUUCUAACACGUGUGCAAAACCUGUGCAAUCUUUAAUUAGUCCUUCCGAUAUUUCAAAAAUCAUUUCGAAACGGUACAUGCCGGUACAAGUAAUUUUCUGCAUAAAUUAUCCCUCUCGGAACAAACGCAACGAACGUACUAUUUAAUUAACUUUACACCGCGAGUAGCAGAAUUAAUUUACCGAUAAUUGCAGUCGUAGGCACUGUGCAAUCCCUUUUUUUUCCCCCCGUAAGAUCGCAUGAUUCGUUCGCGGGGUUCUGUCGGAUCUCGCGAAUUUCCCGUUAUUCGCUCCAUUCAUUUCUUGACGCGGUUCAGCAAAAAGUGUUUACGUGUGAAUACCGGCUCUCGCCAAUGAAAUAUUCGCGGCUAUGGAGAUGUGUUUCUUCGAUGCGGAAGUCGAUCUGGCUCCGAGUAUUCCGGAGAAGGUGGCCGCGUAGGUGAAGGUUAUGCAAGAAAGGUUACAGGGGACUGGUACUUCUACGGUUUUACAUAGAUGUCGAAGCCGCAAGGCUCUCGAAGCUUACUCAUUAAAAUUCUUCACGUUAAUGCAAUGCCGGAUAUUCGCAAACUUCUUGCUACGGCCAGUUCCUCUUAAGACGUAAUUGCAUUUAAUUGGGCGCUUGAUUAAGACGGACAUCGCGAAGAAGCGAUUCGCGUAUCAUAUUUUUCUUCAAUCUCCAAGUCGAUUUAAUUGCAAUCUGGACGGGGGGGGUAAAUCGAACAGAGAGAUAAACCGAAGUAUAAAUUUCAAUAUUGAAAGAAAGAUUUUCAAUAACGUCAAUUAAAUGUGCUGAGAGAUGGGAAUUUUCCAUUAAUGUCUUGACCUAACACGCGAUUUAUUCCCGGACAAAAAUUUGGUAUGCCUUGCAUCGGAUCAAGUCCAAAUACAGGUCUUGGCGUGGGGUAUACCGGAUUUGACAUACCAAACCGGUAAUUUUAUACACACGCGCGCGCGCGCGCGCAUCAUAUCGAAUCAUCGUAGAGGCAAGAAUAUAUUUUUCGUAGCAGCAAUGCACAUGUACAUAUAUUUUUUCACUGUUCUUUCUCGUUUUUUCAUCGGAAUUACAUGAAAGAACAAUACUGUGUUUUUAGAAAUAAUGCUACUAGAAGAAUUUUAGUACAAGAAAACUUUGAAAAUUUGUGCACAUGUGUUAUCGAUGUAGUUGUUUGUAGAGAUAUAUUAAUGUUCUAUUGCUACAUCAAUAUUCCGCGCGCAAAUAGGCAAAUUUGGCCGAUAAAACUGACGUCAUCGGCAUCCCCUUAAAUAUAAAAUUUGCAUGCAUCGUGUACUCCGUUAUUAAAUUGUGAUUUACUUGCGCAAUUAAAUAUUUCAACAAGAAAAAUGUCGGGGGUAUCGAUUUUCUCGCAGGGCGGGCUUUUACAUGUGCGACGUGAUCUCGAUGCGCCUUGCGCUUAUUCUCACGACCGUAAUCGCAAGGGUGUUACUUCCGGCCGAUACGUCGGCGCCGUAGCGGCGGCACCGACGUCCGGCGACACCGAGUCGGUACGUCACUCGCGUAACGUCACUCGUAUGUGCAUCCACGGCCACGUGCUCCGUCGUUCUUGCAUCCCGUUCUAAAUGUUCACGUCGCUCGUGUAAUGUGUACAUUGCCGAGGAAUUCUUGAGUCUUCUCACGUGAAUGUUGGCUACGACGUACAAACGCGCGGCCCAAAAGACGUUGCGUAUUCGGUACGUGAUGCCGGCGGCGCACCUGACGCUGCGCGAGGAGGACGUGGUGCGACUGACCUUGGAGUUUCUCCACAGCCGCGACCUUCACAUCUCGCAGCUCUCGCUCGAGCGUGAGACCGGUGUGAUAAACGGCCAGUACAGCGACGACGUACUCUUUCUGCGUCAGCUGAUCCUCGACGGACAAUGGGACGACGUACUCGAGUUCAUCCAGCCGCUAGAAGCGCUGUCGGAUUUCGACAUGCGAAAGUUCACGUAUUCUAUCCUGCGUCACAAAUACGUCGAGCUACUGUGCAUUAAAUCCGAGGCGAACGUUAUCGCCACCGGGACGAACGGCAGCGUCGACAAUGCCGUGGAGGAGGUUGUCAAGGUGUUGAACGACCUUGAAAAGUUUGCACCCUCUAAGGAGGAGUACAGCGGUCUGUGCCUGUUGCUUACUCUGCCGCGGCUGACGGAUCACCUGCAGUACAAGGACUGGAAUCCCAGUAAUGCGAGGGUGCAAUGUUUCCGCGAAGUUUAUCCUUUAGUAGAGAAGUUCCUGCCGGGUGACAGGAAGAGCGCCGACCCCUCGCAUCCGAUUACCUCGGCGAAAAAUGACCGGCUCAUUCAGCUUAUCAUUAAGGGCAUCUUGUACGAGUCCUGCGUAAAUUAUUGCCAAGCGAAGGCUACCGGAUCGAAAGAGAGUGAACAAGUAGAGAUGAGUUUUUCUAGGCUACUGGAUGGAUCCGUAGGUUUCAGCGAUUCGGACUUAAGUUUACUCUCAUGGCUUCAAAGUAUACCUCCCGAAACGUUCGCCGUACCCUUCGCACAAAGAACCCUGAACGUCGACGUGGAGCGCCUGGAGAGGCCCUCCUUGGAGACCUCGUGGACUGAGCAUAUGCUGAUAACGCCAAUCAAACCGAAGACUUUCCCGCACAGCGCCAUGCCAUUCACCAGGCCAAGAUCCGCCGCGGACAUGAUGUCUCGCAGUUUAGUACCGGCUUUGGAGGCUGGUCUCGGGCCCAGAAGUCCCAAGAACACAUCCAUACCAUCGGCGGCGCUUAUGGCGCUGUCCGUUGGUGACGUAAAUGCAGCGAUGUCUAAAUCAUCGUUCGCUAGCUUUCAUUUGACCGGUUUUAAGAAUAACAAAUUGAUGAAUACUAGCGUCGAUAGGCUCUUCGAGAAUGAAGGUGACGUCUUCCUUAGUUCGAAUUAUGCAGAGUUUCAACAGCUACCUUCGAUACAAGAGACCACGAUGAAUGCUCAACCUAAGGCUCCGCCGAGAACUCGCGGAAACUCCAAAAGCCCCGACGGCAUGGAUCCUUCAGCGACAUCCACGCCAGAGCGCAGAGUGCCUGGAAGGGAAUCGCCGGCACCUUCGACCGCCAGGAGUUCUAGAAGGGAUUCCUUGGCGGAAAAACCUACGGGAGUUGCGGCCAAAAUUACAGACCCAUCCGUGAUACCGAUGAGGACGAUGGUAGCUCCUAGUGACAACCACGAACAAAGUUACAACGGUGGCCUAUUCAAGGAAUACCAGAAACAAAAGCAAAGGUUGCAGGAAACCAUUCAGCAAAAGGAAAGGGAAAGGGACGAAUUAGUCAGACAGUUAACUGCACCCAUGGUAGCAGAUAAUAGACUUCAAGGAGAAGGGAUAAAGCAGCCUUUGGGAAGCAAAGGACCUUCGCCCGUUCACACGAGUCCACCUGUCCGAUCUGGAAUCCAGUCGCCGAAGCCUACGAUCAAUGGAUCGGAUCCAGUCGCAAGGCAAAAUUCGGUGUCAAGCGGUAUUUACGAUUCGAGAGUGUCAGAAGGACAUUACGACGUCAUCAAACCGAAGCAAGAGCCGAGACCGGAACUCGACACCAGCAAUGGAAGCAGCAACGGCGGCGGAAGGCCGCGUUUCGUUCCCGUCACCGCCCUGGAGGACGUGCAGGCGAUACGCUGCGCCGAAUUUCACCCCCAUGGGAAGCUGUACGCCGUGGGAUCGAACUCGAAGACGCUCCGGAUAUGCGCCUACCCGAAGUUGCACGACGUUAGGGAGGAUCAUCAGACGUAUCAGCCCACCGUUCUCUUCAAGAGAACGAAGCAUCACAAAGGCUCCAUAUACUGCCUCGCGUGGACACCGGACGGCCGGCUGAUUGCAACCGGGAGCAACGACAAAACUGUGAAGUUGAUGCGCUUUAACGCCGAUACAUCAAAUCUUGAAGGGCAAGAGGUCGAAUUGACUAUGCAUGAUGGUACGGUGCGUGACCUGUGCUUCCUCGAGGAUACGUCAAAUAAAUCGAGCCUCCUGAUCAGCGGUGGUGCUGGCGACUGCAAAAUUUAUGUUACCGAUUGCACGACCGGUACACCUUUCCAGGCCUUGAGCGGCCACAGCGGCCACGUGCUGACGCUGUACAACUGGGGAGGAGCGAUGUUCGUUAGUGGAUCGCAGGAUAAAACAGUCAGGUUCUGGGAUCUGAGAACAAGAAGCUGCGUUAAUAUGGUCACACCUGCGACGGUACCUGGCAGCCGGGUCGGCAGCCCUGUAGCCGCACUGUGCGUAGAUCCUUCUGGCCGACUGUUGGUGUCCGGUCAUGAGGAUAGCAGUUGCGUUCUCUUCGACAUUCGUGGCGGUAGAACGGUGCAAUGCUUCAAACCUCACGCUGCAGAUAUCAGGAGCAUACGAUUCUCACCGUCGGCGUAUUACUUAUUAACGGGGGGAUACGACAACAAAUUAGUACUCACAGACUUACAAGGUGAUCUUACAAUGCCUCUACCUAGCGUCGUAGUCGCUCAACAUCAGGACAAAGUCAUUUCUGGACGUUGGCACCCAACAGAGUUUUCGUUUCUCAGUACUUCCGCGGAUAAAACUGCAACCCUGUGGGCCUUACCGCCUGUUUAAAAGUCCGACAUGAUAACGCACAUGCGUCGUUAUUUAUUUGUUUUUUAAAGACACUUUAACAUAAUUUAUCUUUGACAUUGUUGUCUAGAUUUUUUUUUUUUUUUUGACAUUUUGAAUCCUAAGAAAAGAUUCAUAUUUUGAUUUCGAUUUUCAAAUAACCCCGUAGAUAUAGCCACGUAUGAAAUUUCGAGCGAUAUUAAUGUUCUAAUACAUUUACGUAUAUUUGCACAUUUUAUUUUUUAAAUGACCAAUUAAAACUUCGAUUUACAUGACUGUGUCAUUAACCUGCAGUGUAAUACAUCGAUAGUAAAGCAUUUAAAUGAUUAAAACGUAACACGCUUUGAAGACUCGGGCUAAAAGGGAAUAAAGAACGCAUAGAUCGAGCGAUAUUGGACGAGCAUCGGUAGAGUUAUUUUUAACUGUGAAUUUAAUAUUGGGAGUGACAAGACUGCGGAUGAAUAUCCCUCACUUCGACGCUGUUUUACAACUACGCGAAGUUUGAUUGUAUACAUCGUAAAUUUUUAAAUAUCUUUUUUUGCAACAUGAAAAUAGACUUUCAGAUUUAAAAGAUGUUUUUUUUUCUUUUUUUUUUCCAAGACAACGCACGCGUACUUAUUAAACCCGCGAUGCGAUAUAUCCCUUUCCCGGUCUCUUUUUUAAUGUAAUUUUGUUGUAAUCAGAAAUGCUUGUAUUGUAGAUAUAUUGAGUUAAGUUAAGCAAGUUUUAGAAAUAUGAUACUCACGCUCCUGUACAAAGGACGUUUACUUUCUAGUUUUAAGUCGCUCUCUUACUUUCGCUUAGUAUCGCAUCGUUUUAUAUGGAAACAUUCGUUCUAAUUAUUUUAUCUUUGAUUUAUUGCAAAACUUGUUGCCACAAUUGUCGCAACUUGCGCGCGCGAUUAAAAUUUACAUAGAUGCUCAUACUUCCAUCUCCAUGUUCUCAACUCACAAGCCAAAUAUACACACGCGUCUUAACAUAAUACAUAUAGUAUAUAUACAUAUAUAUCUGUAUUUACGAAAGAAAUUAUAUAUGUACGCUCAUACUAAUCACUAUUUUUUACGGACUAAAUUAGAUAAAUCGAGAGAAUUUAUCCGAGCGUCAAGCAAUUACGCGACUCGUCGCGACAUGUGACUAAGUUACGCGAUUCACGUAAAGAAGAUAGUAUUCUUUAGGAAUAAAGUCGUAGGGACUAACAAUUAGACUUAAUUUGCUUGUCGUAAUCGCCAAAGCUCGUAGUAGCAGCAAACUGAAAGUGAAAGAGAAAGAGAAAAGUACGCAUCAUUUUGCGCUAUCAAAAGCAAAUUUUUCAUUGAUUGUAAUGAUUUGAUGGUUGAACAUGGGACGAAGAUUUUGUAAAUACACGUUCAUCAGCACCUAAACUCGGCAAAUCUUUAAUUAAUUUAGUAAUCUGUUGGGUGAUGAUGCGCGCAAUCAUAUCAUUAUUUGCUUAUCCCUACUUCGACGACAACAUUGUUAAGAGUUUUAUUUUGUCCUGUUAGCAUAUUUUUUCGGCGUAUGGACAAAUCAUAUUUUAAGCUCGCGUAUGUAUUCAAGGAGAGAAUGGAAAAGAGAUAUUAAAGAUAAGAGAUAAUAAAAGCAGAAUAAAAGGGAAAUGAGGCGAAUAAUAGAAAGGUUAAAGUUAAUUGCUCGCUAAAUAAGUUCAUGAUCUUUUGUGUUCAAUCAUUCGCAAGAUCGCAUCGAUAUAUAUAUAUAUUUACUAAACAAUUAUUUUUUGCCCUCUGGAAAAAAACUUAUUGAUAAAACCCGUUGUUCCAUUCAUUUUUCAAUUAUUUUUUAACUCUAAUUGUAGAAAAUAAAAUUAAAUGAAUUUUCGAUGGGGUGUCGCACACCCUAGUGUGUAUGUUAAGAGUUAAUAUUGUUGUAUGCAAUUUUUUAAAAUAAUUUGACAAAAAUUCCAAAUUUUAUAUAUAGAUAAUCGAGUUACAACAUAUUUCUGCAUUCGUAAAAAUAUGAUUAUUAGUGAUUUUGCAUUUCGUAUCUUGCUAACAACUUUGUUUCUCUAUUUCACGCAUCUUGUAAUGAUUGAAGAAAGAUUGGAAUGACGAUGGCGAGCAAACGAAUGGGAAGGAAGCGAUCAUUUGUUAAUAGCGACUUAAUGCAAACAUCUGCUUCCAUGUAGCAAUUUAUCGUGCCUUCUGUCGUGGCUGCUUUCAGCGAUUUACACUUAUUUUUGUAUUUUUUGUGAGCUCUUAUUCCUCCCCCGUCCCUUCCGCUCCUUCAUAUUCCUCAUCCCACAAUGAUAAUCCUCAUCUCAAUGUAUCUAAAACGAGUUCAUAAAUCAACAUCUAAAAUAAAAGUCUCUCAUUAUCUCGUACUCGAGUAUUACCGCAUAACGCACUAUAUAUAAAUAUGCAUAACUUAUAACUUUGUACUUUUCUUGUAGAUAUAUACGAUAUAUGUCACGUCUAAUUUAAAUAAUAAUAAAAUUUAUGUUAUUAAA